CCCCCUUUCCUUGCUGCGUAUCUGGAAAGUUCUCGGCGUUUCCUCCAGAUGCUAGAACUAAGCAAGCAACACAGCAACGUGGACCCCUUGACUUAUUAGCCAAGCAGCUCAACAGCACACAUUCAGUUUGGAGACUGGUGCACAACUGUCUAUAUCCGGCAUAAUUUGGCGCUAAAUGCAAAAUAUAGCAAACAAGACAAACUGAAUAUUGAUCUAGCUGAUUUGUGGCGCAGCUUGCCUUCCGUUCCGAACCAUAGUUAGCUAGCUAGCGCUCUACUCUACUAGCCAGCCAGCCAUAUUGUUAGCUAGCUAACGUUAGAGGUUUGCAGACAGAAGUGUUUCAGGGGCUUAAGGGCUAUGACUGCAGAAGAGAUAACCAACGAAGAACAGAACAACAUCCCGAUGGAGGGAGAGGAUAUCACGCAGAAGAAAGAUGGAGGGGUUUUAAAGGUAACUGAACAAGUUACGUUAGUUAGCCAGCUAGCUUAGCUAACGUUGGCUUGCUCGCUUAUCUAGCCAAUGGCAAUGCAAUGAAUAAUAUAACCAGAUAACUAGCCUGACUAAACUAUUUUCGAACAUAUUUUAUUUUCUUCAUUUGGCUAGGUUAGACUAAUUAGAUGGUUUUGCAACGCAGUCCAAUGACUGAAUUUGCAACAUUUGGGGUUUGCUAAUGUUAGCUAGCGAUAAAUAUAUGUUGGACUAUCAUUGUUAGCUAGCUAACUGGCUAGCUACUCAUAUCUUGACGAUAGCCAGCAGACUAUAACCUGUAAAUUCAUAUGCCUACGGCCGAGACAUGCAACUACCUCUGGAAACAACCGUGAAGCAUUCCAUUGGAAACGAUUAUCAAAAAUAAACGCAGCAUCCAACAGUUUCAAAUACUUUACUGAGUUACAGUUAAUAUAAGAAAAUCAGUCAAUUGAAAUAAAUUCAUUAGGCCCUAAUCUAUGGAUUUCACAUGACUGGGAAAACAGAUAUGCAUAUACCUGAAAUAAAAUAAAAAGUAGGGGCGUGGAUCAGAAAACCAGUCAGUAUCUGGUGUGACCAUCAUUUGCCUCAUGCAGCGCUACACAUUUUGAUGUUGAUUGUGAUAUGUUGUACUGCUCCUCUUCAAAGGCCAUGCGAAGUUGCUGGAUAUUGGCUGAAACUGGAACAUACAUUUUUUUAAAAACAUUUUAGUCAUUUAGCAGACACUCUUAUCCAGAGCGACUUACAGUUAGUGAGUGCAUACAUUAUUUUUCAUACUGGCCCCCAGUGGGAAUCGAAACCAUGCCAUGCUCUACCAACUGAGCUACAUCCCUGCUGGCCAUUCCCUACCCUGGGCCAAUUGUGUGUCACCCCAUGGGUGGCUACGACAGAGCCUGGAUUCGAACCAGGAUCUCUAGACCACUGAGCCACUCGGGAGACAACUCUGGAUACAUCCAGAGCAUCUCAAACAUGCUCAAUGAGUGACAUGUCUGGUGAGUAUGCAGUCCAUGGAAGAACUGGGAGAUUUUCAGGUUCCAGGAAUUGUGUACAGAUCCUUGUGACAUGGGGCUGUGCAUUACCAUGCUGAAACAUGAGGUGAUGGCGGCGGAUGAAUGGCACGACAAUGGGCCUCAGGAUCUCGUCACAGUAUCUCUGUGCAUUCAAAUUGCAAUUGUGUUCGUUGUCCAUAGCUUAUGCCUGCCCAUACCAUAACCCCACCUCCAGCAUGGGGCACUCUGUUCACAACGUUGACAUCAGCAAACCGCUCGCACACACGCUGUAUGCCAUCUGCCCGGUACAGUUAAAACCAGGAUUCAUCCGUGAAGAGUACACGUCUCCAGUGUGCCAGUGGCCAUCGAAGGUGAACAUUUGCCCACUGAAGUGGGUUACGACAACAAACUGCAGUCAGGUCAAGACCCUGGUGAGGACGACGAGCACGCAGAUGAGCUGAGUUUCUUCGGUAGUCCUAACCCACAGUUUCAUCAGCUGGCCAGGUGGCUGGUCUCAGAUGAUCCCGCAGGUGAAGAAGCCGGAUGUGGAGGUCCUGGGCUGGCAUGGUUCCACGUGGUCUGUGGUUGUGAGGCCGGUUGGACGUACUGCCAAAUUCUCUAAAAUUUCAUUUGAGGCGGCUUAUGUUAGAGAAAUUAACAGUCAAUUAUCUGGACAUUCCCGCAGUCAGCAUGCCAAUUGCACGAUCCCUCAACUGGAAGCAUCUGUGGCAUUGUGUUGUGUGACACAACUGCACAUUUUAGUGGCCUUUUGUUGUCCCCAGCACAAGGUGCACCUGUGUAAUGAUCAUGCUGUUUAAUCUGCUUCUUGAUAUGCCACACCUAGCAGGUGGAUGGAUUAUCUUGGCAAAGGAGAAAUGCUCACGAACAGGAAUGUAAACAAAUUUGUACACAACAUUUUAGCUAAAUAAGCUUUUUGUGCGUAUGGAACAUUUCUGGGAUCUUUUAUUUCAGCUCAUGAAACAUGGGACCAGCACUUUUACAUUUAUAUUUUUGUUCAGUGUACUAGACUGCAUACAGUGACACUACCAUAGGUUGACUGGGCCAAACAUUGCUACAGCACAACUAAUCUUCAGUCUCUCUCUCCCUCCCCUCCAUCUCUAGUUGGUGAAGCAGGAAGGCACGGGGACAGAGCUGCCUAUGACUGGGGACAAGGUGUUUGUUCACUAUGUUGGCACGCUGCUGGAUGGAACCCCGUUUGACUCCAGUCGUGAACGAGGAGAGAAGUUCUCCUUUGAGCUGGGCAAAGGUGUGUGUCUGUUAGUUAGUGUAGGCCAGGUGAUCAAGGUGUUGGACCUUGGUGUAGCUACUAUAACUGUGUGUGUGUGUGUGUAGGCCAGGUCAUCAAGGCGUGGGACCUGGGAGUGGCUACUAUGAAAGUAGGAGAGAUCAGCCAGCUGAUCUGUAAACCAGAGUACGCCUACGGCACUGCCGGCAGCCCCCCGAAGAUACCCCCCAACGCUACCCUUAUCUUCCAGGUAACCCUCUGUCUGUCAAGUAUUGAUAGGGUGUGUUUUUGAGGUAAAUAUUCUGUGCCAACAUUGACGUGUGUGACUUUGUGAGUGCUCAAAUUUAAUGUUGUGUGUGUGUGUUAGGUGGAGUUGUUUGAGUUUCGAGGGGAGGACAUCACUGAGGGAGAGGAUGGAGGAAUCAUCCGUCGCAUCAUCACUAAGGGAGAGGGAUACACCAAGCCUAAUGAAGGAGCUGCCGUAGAAGGUACGCGCGCACACACACAAACGUAUCAUCAAUAAGGAACAGACACCCCAAACCAAACUAAGACCUAAUGUACAGGGUACAAGCUCUCACACACCUGUCUCUUUCCCCUGCAGUGUGUUUGGAGGGCAGCUGUGAGGGCAAGGUGUUUGACAAAAGGGAGCUGAAGUUUGAGUUGGGAGAUGGAGAGAGCCUGGGUCUGCCAAGCGGAGUGGAAAAAGCCCUGACUGCUAUGGAGCAGGGAGAGGAGUCCCUCUUCAUCAUUAAACCCAAGUAAUACCCACUACAAACCUAGUGUACAUACUAUGUUGUUGUUUUGAGAAAUGUGUAAUUGUGUGUUCUCUGGGUAUAUUGGCCGAGUUGUGUCUGCACUCUGUAUCACAGGAGGUUGGAGGCACCUUAUUUGGGGAGAACGGGCUCGUGUUAAUCAGUGGAAUGGUAUUAAAUACAUCAAACGCAUGGUUUCCAUGUGUUCGAUGCCAUUCCAUUUGCGCCGUUCCGGACACUAUUAUAAGCCGUUCUCCCGUCAGCAGCCUCCUGUGCUCUCUAUGUAUGGAUAUUUAAGUGUGUGUGUGUGUAGGUAUGGCUAUGGAAACACAGGCAGCAGCAAGUACAAUAUUCCUGGUGGAGCCACUCUGCAGUACAAACUCAAACUGACCACCUUCGAGAAGGUAUGACCCUUCUUAAUUUAGCCAAAUCAACUAGAUGGUCCUGUCCAGAAAGAUCCCUUAGGCAUUUUAUUCAUGGCAUUUCCACACAUUUUGCCUACUGAACGUGCCCUAGAGUCUGGUGUUCUGAGAGGUGAUAUGCUAGCUGGCUGACUGACUGAAGUAUUUCCUGUUCCCCAGGCCAAGGAAUCCUGGGAAAUGAACUCAGCAGAGAAACUGGAGCAGAGCAUCAUUGUCAAGGAGAAGGGAACACAGUACUUCAAGGUGUGUAUUAACAUUUCUUUGUGUGAAGGGAAGUAGCUUCAAGCAGCGAUGCUGUGUAAAACUGUAUGACGUGUGUUUGUGUGUAGGAGGGAAAGUAUCGCCAGGCGUCUGUCCAGUAUAAGAGGAUCGUGUCGUGGCUGGAGAAUGAAUCAAGUUUACCCGAGGGGGAGGAGCAGAAGGCUCAGGCCCUGCGGUUGGCUGCUCACCUCAACCUGGCCAUGUGCUUCCUCAAGCUACAGGAACCAAGCUCUGCUUUCGACAACUGUGACAAGGUACACUCAUUCAGGAGACGCACACCUGACUGUAUCUGAACAUAUCUGACUACCUGAAUAUUCCACACCACACUUAUUCACCUAUGGUUUCUGCUCUCUCUCGUUCAUGUGUGUAGGCCCUGGAGCUGGACGAGACCAAUGAAAAGGCUCUAUUCCGGAGGGGGGAGGCACUGUUUGCCAUGAAGGAGUUUGAAAGGGCGAGAGCGGACUUCCAGCGAGUCAUACAACUGUAUCCUAGCAACAAGGCCGCCAAGAGCCAGGUACUGUACUAGAAUGGUCUUUGUGUGCCUCAGUCUAAACUUCCCUCUCCUCAUCUGGAUGUCCCAUCUCUCCCUGCUGUCUGUCUGAUCUGGGUCUGUCUGCCCUUCCAGGUGGCUCUGUGCCAGAAGCAGAUUAAGGAGCAGCAUGAGAAGGACAAGAGGCUCUAUGCCAACAUGUUCCAGAAGUUUGCUGCGAGAGACGCUAAGGUGAGACAAACACCCCUUAGCCCCUACACACUUCCUCUAGCCCCUACACACUACACACUUUCCCUAGCUCCUACACACUUUCCCUAGGUCCUACACAUAACACACUUUUUUCCUAGCUCCUACACAUCACACAGUUCCCCUAGCCCAAAGGUGCGUGGUGAUGGAUUACUGAAGAGAACGCAGAACAAGGCUGUAGUUUUCUAAAUUAACCACCAUAAGGCAGACUAACCCACACUUAGCAUUCUAUAGACGGGUUGGUUGUUAAUCAACAAAACCGAUGGUAUACCGAAAAUGUUGUACUUGAACAUGAAAAACAGUUCGGUACUAGAAUUUGUGUUACUUUCGGUAAUUCUGUCAUGUCUCAUGGAUCAAGCCUGUCUAUCAGCGCAGUUGACCCGUUAUUAUAGCUUGCACCGUGCCUGCUCCAUUUACUCAUUUAUAAAUGAAGAUACUUCUAUGCAAAUGUUGUUGAUCAGCUCAAUAAAUUAAGUCCCAAAUGGAAGGAAAGCAGGUUGUUUCAUCUGUAGCCCUAUGAAAUCAGCCAAAACAAGCUAAAUAACUCAAUGCAUGUACACACUCCUAUUGAAUAUGCCUUCACCUGUAUUGUGGAUAGGCCUAGGCUACAUCUUGAUUUACCCAGUUUAUCAACAGAUUUACCAUUCAAAUAAAUUAUUACCGUUGUGUAAUUAAAUUGGUAAAAACCAGGUCAAAUUGAUUGUAUAAUUGAUUCAUUAAUGCAUUCUGAAAGUAUUCACACCCCUGACUUUUUCCACAUUUUAUGUUACAGCCUUAUUCUAAAUUGGAUACAAUUAUAUUUUUUUCCAUCGUCAUUCUACACACAACACCCCAUAAGGACAAAGUGAAAACAGGUUUUUAUACAUUUUUGCAAAUGUAUAAAAAAUAAGAAAAAAUAUACCUUAUUUACAUAUGUAUACAGACCCUUUGUUAUGAGACUUGAAAUUGAGCUCGGGUGCAUCCUGUUUCCAUUGACCAUCCUUGAGAUGUUUCUACAACUUAAUUGGAGUCCACCUGUGGUAAAUUCAAUUGAUUGGACAUGAUUUAGAAAAGCACACACCUGUCUAUAUAAGGUCCCACAGUUGACAGUGCAUGUCAGAGCAAAAACCAAGCCAUGAAGUCGAAGAACUUGUCCGUAGAGCACCGAGACAGGAUUGUGUCAAGGCACAGAUCUGGGGAAGGGUACCUGCAGCAUUGACGGUCCCCAAGAACACAUUUUACAUUUUAGUAAUUUAGCAGACGCUCUUAUCCAGAGCGACUUACAUGAGCAAUUAGGGUUAAGUGCCUUGCUCGAGCACAUCGACAGAUUUUUCACCUAGUCGGCUCGGGGAUUAGAACCAUUUACAUUUUUUACAUUUUAGUCAUUUAGCAGACGCUCUUAUCCAGAGCGACUUAGUUAGUGAACACAUUUUUUUUUUUUUAUACUGGCCCCCCAUGGGAAACGAACCCACAACCCUGGCGUUGCAAACGCCAUGCUCUAUCAACUGAGCUACAUCCCUGCCGGCCAUUCCCUCCCCUACCCUGGAUGACGCUGGGCCAAUUGUGCGCCGCCCCAUGGGUCUCCCGGUCGCGGCCGGCUGCGACAGAGCCUGGAUUCGAACCAGGAUCUCUAGUGGCACAGUUUGCACUGCGAUGCAGUGCCUUAGACCACUGCGGCACAAUGCUCUUAACCACUAAGCUACCUGCCGCCACAGUGGCCUCCAUCAUUCUUAAAUGGAAUAAGUUUAAACCACCAACACUCUUCCUAGAGCUGGCCGCCUGGCCAAACUGAGUUCCUCUGUGGAGAUGGGAGAACCUUCCAGAAGGACAACCAUCUCUGCAGCACUCCACCAAUCAGGCCUUCAUGGUAGAGCGGCCAGACGGAAGCCACUCCUCAGUAAAAGGCACAUGACAGCCCGCUUGGAGUUUGCCAAAAGGCACCUAAAGGUCUCUCAGACCAUGAGAAACAAGAUUCUCUGGUCUGAUUAAACUAAGAUUGAACUCUUUGACCAGAAUGCCAAGCGUCACGUCUGGAGGAAACCUGGCACCAUCCCUACGGUGAAGUAUGGUGGUAGAAGCAUCAUGCUGUGGGGAUGUUUUUCGGCGGCAGGGACUGGGAGACUAGUCAGGAUCCAGGGAAAGAUGAACGGAGCGAAGUACAGAGAGAUCCUUGAUGAAGCCUUGCUCCAGAGCACUCAGGACCUCAGACUGGGGCGAAGGUUCACCUUCCAACAGGAUAACGACCUAAGCACACAGCCAAGACAACGCAGGAGUGGUUUCGGGACAAGUCUCUGAAUGUCCUUGAGUGGCCCAGCCGGAGCCCGGACUUGAACCCGAUCUAACAUCUCUGGAGAGACCUGAAAAUAGCUGUGCAGCGAAGCGCCUCAUCCAACCUGACAGAGCUUGAGGAUCUGCAGAGAAGAAUGGGAGAAACUCUCCAAAUACAGGUGUGCCAAGCUUUUGUAGCGUCAUACCCAAGAAGAUUCGAGGCUGUAAUCGCUGCCAAAGGUACUUCAACAAAGUACUGAGUAAAGGGUCUGAAUACUUAUGUAAAUGUUUCAUUUUUUUAUUAAUUUUAAAAACCCUGUUUUUGUUUUGUCAUUUAAUGGGGUAUUGUGUGUUGAUUGAGGGGAAAAAUACAUUUAAUACAUUUUAGAUUAAGGCUGUAACGUAACAAAGUGGAAAAAGUCAAAGGGUCUGAAUACUUUCCGAAUGCACUGUACAUGGCUGUCUCUGAAACAUGUUGAUGUAAAAUAAAUGCACAUGUAAUAAUGAACUCAAAAGAUGCCCAAUGAUUGAAUAGCUGAGUUUAUCUGUCUGGAUCAAGUGCCAUUCUGUGGCUUUGGCUAAUAUGCCUUGUUUAUUGCCGUGGUAUCAUUUGGUUUUGAGUGUCAGGAUGGUAUUGAAUUCAAAAUUCUGGUACCGUGACAACACUAUGCGCAACUAUGGGGCAAAACAGACUGGGUUGGCUUAGACUGUUGACAACAUGUAAACCUAUAUUUAGUCCAAAUGUUUAUUGAAAACAUAAAUACAUUUGCAUUAUGAGCACUUGUCUCUCAAAUACAUUUUGUUAUUUUAGCCAUAUUAGCAUAGACAUGGCAUCAAUAACAAGCCUCCUCCGAUUCCUCACAUGGCAGCUUCUUGUCAUUGUUGCUAGCUAUCUGACCAUUCAGAAUCAUAACGAUGCCUGUUGUCAGCCAACCCGUCUAUAAAGCUACAGCGCCUCUGAACAUUGAACUAAACUGUAUUAAUAUCUCUCUUGCGCUCUCUCUGCUGUGAUUAUCAGGAGGAGGCUGACAAGGGGAUGGAGAAUGGAGGAGGGAUGGAGGUGGAGGAGAGUGGAGGACAGGAGUAAUGGCUGCUGGAGACAGAUGUGGUAGUCUGUCUGUCAUGAAGACUUUUAUAACUUCAGACGUUUGUGUUUAUAAAGAGAGAAAGUGUUUGUGUGUGAGAGAGAAGUGCAUGUGUGUCCAUGGCUCGUCUGUAUCUCCUGUGUGUCUGUGUGCUAUCAUCAUGGCAGCUAGCUUCUGUAGCUGACUGCACUCUGGAGGUGUGGCUAAAAGGAGUCCCCCUCCCCUCCCUCUGGUUAACAUGUAGCAGGCUGCCCCCUCCCUCCACGCCCCUGCUCAGACUUCUUUGCUUAAUGGAGUUGGAAGCCCAGUACAAGGUGUGUGUAUGUAUGUAAACAACCUACAUUCACCCAGUAAGGGCUUGUCCCCAAACCCCCUUCACUUCUCACCCCUUCCCCCUUCCAAGGCCAACUAAUCAAUUCCUGGGGACUGCUCCCUGUUUGUGUGCGACUGUGUCUGCAGACCGUAGCAGCACCCUCUCUAGCAGCAUUCAUGCUCACUAAACGGUUGCUCUCUGCUUCUCAAACACUGUUAGCCUGGGUUUAUGAUUUCUGUCUUUACUGUUCUUAAUGGGAUGAUGAUUUACUUCACAACUGGAAAGUGUGUGUAGCAGCUGAUAUGAACUAGCAGCUUCUCCUGGUCAAACUCAACCAGUAUAAAGCUCCGUCAGAUUACAUAUAUAUAUAUAUAUAUAUAGUCUUACUGUAGUCUAUGGCUGCAUCCCAAAUUACACUAUGCCCUACUUUUUGACCAGUGCCCUGUGUCUAACCUAAGGAGGCUGCUAUAAAGUAGUGCACUAUAUAGAUAAUCGGUGUCAUUUGAGAUGCAGACUUACAUACAGCAUCCCUAUCUAGCAGACCUGGCUCUAGAAUCAUACCUGAUUCAGCUAAUCACAGUCCUGUGGAGCAGUUGGUUUGUAGAAUCAGGUGUGUUGGAACAGGGCGGCGCAGCUAGGGAGUGAGAUCGUCAGUGGGUGGGGUUUGGGGUGUCAAAUGUGUGUUGGUGGGGGGGUCUGUCUGAUUGGAGCAUUAUGGUUGGUUCUCCGACUGAAGGAUCUAAUAAACAGAAAUGAC
Molecule: messenger RNA, 9273 nt
Organism: Coregonus sp. 'balchen'
Lineage: Eukaryota; Metazoa; Chordata; Actinopteri; Salmoniformes; Salmonidae
Source: the annotation of a GenBank genome assembly